AUGGAAAAUAAUAAAAAUCAAGAUAUUGUUGGAACUCUUGAAGAGUUCCUUAGUAACCCAUUGUGUAUGGCAUCUUAUGAACGUUUAACUAGCAAUAUUAGUGUAAUUGAGAUGAUUCAAACACUAAGCAGUACACAGAAACCAGAAGAAAUUGCAUUGUUAACUGAUUCACUAAAACGUUGUGUAUCUUUGGGAAUAAUUCAAGGUGCAUUAGAAGGAUAUAAUGAUCUUCCUGAAUUACUUGUGACGGGAUCGAAGUCAUCAAGUCAAAAUGUGAGAUCUUUGAUAGCAUACGUUUUCUCAUCUUUAACAGAGUCAGAUACAUCAUGCUUAAAAAUAUGUGAAGAUGGAUCUUAUAUUUCACUAGCUAUUUUAUUAAGAGAUAUAGAGAUGAGUAUUGGUGAAUCAGCAUCCCAAUCCUUAAAAUAUAUUGCAAAAUAUCAUCCAAAAUAUAUUUAUGAUGAAGGAUUUUUAUCAAUACUAAUGAAUAAAUUUAAAGAAUUGAAUGAUGAAACAAGAUUGAGGAUUAUUGGUUUGUUUAUUGAUAUUGGAUCUUUUUCUGAGCAGCUAUUUGAUAUUUGUGAAGAAAAAGGACACUUUUUUACCUUGGCACUGCAAGAAUACUUUACUGAUGAUAUACUAUUAAAAUUAGCAUCAUUAAGAUUACUUGAAGAUUUGGGAGAAUACAAAUAUGGGUUAAAGUUUUUAUAUAAAGAGUCAAUAUCAAUUUUAUUAUUAAAGGAUUUAGAUAAUCCACUGGUUGACGAUGAAGUUAGAAUAGCCAUUUUGUACUUAUUAUCUAAGAUGAUACAAUAUUAUCCAGAGGGUACAGAAAAUAUAUUGAAGUCAUGUAAUAAAGUUUUCUUAUUAACCCUUCAAAAUUUCAUGGCAUCAUCUAAUAACAUCCAUGCACUUGGAAAGCCUGUAUGUGCAAUAACUUGUUGGGGACUAAUUUCCUGCCAUGAGACUAGUUUUAAGAUAUUAUCUAAUUUAUGGAGUGAAAGCAUCCAAUUGGCAAUUAAAUAUGUUUCUAGUUCAAAUACUGAGUUAUCACUUGCAGCUAUUAAUGCUUGGAUCAUUAUUUUUGAAACAGGAGAUAUUAAAAAUAUACUUAAAAGUACUAAUGAAGAGAUUUGUCUUGAAAAGCAAAUUGAAACUAAACUAAUACCUUCAAUUAUGAGUAUAAUGCUUAGUAGGCCAUUCUCUGAGAUAAGAACUUUAAUAUAUAGAAUACUUGCAACAAUGGUUCCUUUCUUUGGGUCUAUUACAUCAAUUAUAUGUACAUCUCAGCCACAUAGAGAUUUAAUGCUAAAUACUAAUAGUGAUACUGAUAAAGAAGUGAAAUAUCUCAAAUAUAACUUAGUUAAGCUAAUUGUUAAAUAUCAUCUGAACUUGCUUGAGGAUAAAACCGAUGAAUCGUUUAUUAAGUAUAUGCAAGAUUAUGCCAAAGGUGGGCCUUUUUAUAUAAAUCCUAGCUUCCAAGUAGAUAUUGCUGAUCGUGUCUUAUAA
Molecule: messenger RNA, 1509 nt
Organism: Cryptosporidium muris RN66
Lineage: Eukaryota; Apicomplexa; Conoidasida; Eucoccidiorida; Cryptosporidiidae
Exons: 1
Coding region: 1-1509 (502 amino acids)
Biological process (GO): proteasome assembly
Cellular component (GO): cytosol
Source: RefSeq, a predicted model, not a curated record